Xiphophorus hellerii (green swordtail) is the source of this 1557-nucleotide messenger RNA. RefSeq names its product WASH complex subunit 3 (gene washc3). Gene Ontology annotation, cellular component: WASH complex. The coding region runs from base 110 to 736 and encodes 208 amino acids. Gene Ontology annotation, biological process: exocytosis; actin filament polymerization. NCBI's taxonomy places the organism in Eukaryota, Metazoa, Chordata, Actinopteri, Cyprinodontiformes, Poeciliidae. The record is from RefSeq and is a predicted model, not a curated record. The transcript is spliced from 7 exons.
GACGUCACGACGCAAAGGUCACGCAUUUCGGAGUCACAUGAACGGGUCACAGCUUUCAGUCUUUCCUCCCUUUAAUAUCUUAUUUUAUCUACAGUUUUGAAAACCCGACAUGGACGAGGACGGUCUGCCAAUCGUUGGUUCUGGAGUUGAUCUCACGAAGGUUCCUGCUAUACAACAAAGGAGAGUCGUCGCCCACCUCAAUCAGUUUGUUGUGCACACAGUUCGCUUCCUUAACCGAUUCUCUACUGUGUGCGAGGAGAAACUUUCAAAUAUUUCCCUUCGCAUACAACAAAUUGAAACCACUUUGUGUAUUUUGGAGGCCAAAUUAUCAUCCAUUCCUGGACUGGAGGAAGUCACAGUGGAUGGACUCAACCAGCAGCAAAGUGUCCAGUCUAAUGGACCGGUUAGCGCCAGUCAGAACCAAUCAGACGGCGUAACAGCAGGGGGAGCUCCUCCCUCACAGCCCGGUCAGAGUCACCCAGAAGCUGCACCUGCACCAGAAAAAGCAGAAGCGGUUCCAGAGAAUGUCAUGACUGUGGCUAAGGACCAACGUUAUGCACGUUACCUGAAAAUGGUUCAAGUGGGAGUACCGCCAAUGGCUAUUCGUAAUAAAAUGCUUAUGGAAGGUUUGGAUCCAAACCUGCUUGACACACCUGACGCGCUGGUGCCUGAUGGAGCAGAGAAUGAGGAUAUUCCUGCCACCAGCUCUGACAGCGAAUCAUCGUUCAGCGACUGAUUUCUGCCUCUGCACAGCUCCAUGUUCAAGGCUGUCCGUUGCAACAUGCGCAUCCUGCAGGCUGUUUGCUACUGCAGAUUGUGAAAAUGUUCACAUGAAGGUGCUUAAAUAAUUGCAAUUCUUCUGGAAAUGGUCAACAAUCCCUUUGCUGCUUGUCAGAAAGCUAACUUUAUAUGUGUUUUUCAGUUGUUUGGAAUUAUUUUGAAUUGAAUCUGUAAAACUUACAACGUUCAAACACUGUACCGUUUGUACGAUAUAGUAGUUGGAGUCCUGCUUUCACAUAAAAAGCUACUAUUUCUGUUCAAGUUAGUAUUAAGAACGACGCAGUGGGAGAUGAACUUUGACCUUAGGAGCUAUUAAACAUUUAAAUCAAGUCUCUAAAUCAGCACCACCUUUAGCGCUGUGCAGUGCAUUAAGGUUUGGCACUGAAAUACGAAAUCCUCAUUAUUAUUAUUAAUGCUGGUUUGAAUUGAGAUAUUUGCUGCACCAGGAAACCAAUUGUAAGAUUUACCAGCUAAACUUUUCUCUCUGGGCUAUUUAGGAUUAAUUUGGCUCAUAUAUCUUGCAAAAAAAAAAUAUAGUUACUUAAAUUUUUUAAUGAGGAAAUUAAAAAGAUUUAAAGCAUUUUCUUAAUUUCAUGACAUUAUGAAACUGGAGGUGUUUAUAUUGGGGAAAAUAAAUCUUAUCCUGUUGCACAAACUUGACUGUAUGAUAUUUAGUACUUGGUUGGACAUAAAACCAAACAAUAAUUAGUUUAGUUUUAUGUUAUUUCAUAAUUAUUAUUUCAAUGUAAAUUAAACAUAAAUUCUUCUUGAUGUUUC